Lichtheimia ornata is the source of this 1026-nucleotide messenger RNA. RefSeq lists its product as uncharacterized. The coding region runs from base 1 to 1026 and encodes 341 amino acids. The transcript has 2 exons. The record is from RefSeq and is a predicted model, not a curated record. NCBI's taxonomy places the organism in Eukaryota, Fungi, Mucoromycota, Mucoromycetes, Mucorales, Lichtheimiaceae. Gene Ontology annotation, molecular function: zinc ion binding; glutaminyl-peptide cyclotransferase activity.
AUGCCGCCACUUGUAUGGCUCGUCUUUUGGCUGUUACGGAUAGCUGAUGUCUUCGCUUACAAGGAACUCACCAAUGGAGGACUGGAACGAAUCGCAGACAAGACCGAUCGAGUGGCGAAUGAGUUAUUAACACCUCUGAUGGUGCCACGAGUAGCAGGGUCUGCCGGGAAUGCCAAUGUGCGCAACCAUAUUAUCGACCACUUUGAGACUUUGGGUUGGCAUGUGGAACUGGAUAGCUUCAAUGACACCACACCUUUUGGAGACAAGCCAUUCACCAAUGUGAUUGCGACGAAGAACCCUGAUGCACCCAAUCGACUUGUAUUGGCAGCUCACUUUGACUCCAAGUACUUUGACGACUUUGUGUUUAUCGGGGCGACCGAUUCAGCAGUGCCAUGUGCAUUAUUGUUGGAUAUUGCCGAAGUGCUCAAUGAUAGUAUCCCAGCAACCGAUAGCACAACAACGCUACAACUUGUAUUCUUUGAUGGGGAGGAAGCAUUUGUGAAAUGGUCUGAGACUGAUUCAACGUAUGGUGCCCGACACUUGGCUUCGUUAUGGGAGGCAACGCCUAUUACAUCCAAGCCUUUCAACACAAUACACCGGUUCAACAAGCUCAGUGGCAUUGAUGCUCUUGUGCUAUUGGAUUUGCUAGGCACGCCCAAUCCUUCCAUUCCCAACUAUUUUCGUGAAACAGAUACUCUCUAUCAGCGUCUGCAAAGUCUGGAGUCUCGUCUUGCGCAUAACAACUUGCUGGAAACGGAAUCGACCAAGAUCGAUGAACCCUUGCACUCGAUUUUCGCACCUGAUUCUUUACUCACUUUCAAUGGAAGAGCCAUGUCGGAUGAUCAUAUUCCUUUUCUACGUCGUGGUGUCAACAUUCUACAUUUAAUCCCACAUCCAUUUCCUAAAGAAUGGCAUGAUGAGAUGGAUAAUGCCGAUUGCAUUGAUCCCCCUGUUGUGCGUAACCUUGCUCGACUUUUCCGUGGUUUUGUAUUAGAAUAUCUUGAACUAGACACAUCAAAGCUCUGA